GCAAUAAAUACUGUACAUUAAUAGGUAUUAUAGGAUUGCAUGCUUGUACACCUGUGUUUAAAGACUGUGAAUGCGUAAAGACGGUAAAUGGUACACUCUAGUGGAGAAGACUGGCAAUUACAGUUCUAUUUGUACUUAGGACAGAACGGUCUAGAUAUAAAAGUAAGGUUCAGUGUACCUGCAACAUUAGUGUUACAUGUAAUGGUUAAAAAUUUUCAUGAUUUUAUUGCACUGAACUGCUUCAAGAUGAAGUUGACUACAUUACAUUGUUGAUGCACUUGAUUUGCGCCAUCUAGCGGAGCCACGUGCGUUUUUAACCACACCUCCAUUUGUUACGACAAAGAGGAAGUUUGUAACUUGUCAUACUGAGAUUUAGCAUUGAAAGUAUGUCUAAUGCUGUUUUAAAAACAAAUCCACCUCGUUCAACAUGUUAAAAUGUUGCAUUUAAUCGCUGUAAUAUGCAUACUUUCAGCGCCGGUGUAUUCUGAUUCAGGAUCACAUUCGUUGUGGGUCUUUGCUACCUUCUUGACCGGAGAUGUAUCGGUUCCAUUUCCAGAGUUUACCGCAGUUGUUUCGUUGGAUGAUAUUGUCAUCGGCCACUAUAACUCCGACGAGAGCCGUUUUGUCCAGAAAACACAAGACGACUCUGUUAAUGUCACCGAGCAGUUGACCAUAUCAACAGUCUGUAAAGGCAUACACGAGGGCAUGAAAACCAAAGCAUACUACUUAAUAGAUUACUUUAAUUACACAAUAGGCCUUCACGUGCAGCAGAGGCUGGUCGGAUGUGAACUUCACCGUCAUGAGCCUGGUAAAAUGAUGACCCUGGAGGCCUUUAAUGGUGAAAGUGGCUUCGAGAGACACUAUGAAAUUCAGGGGGACCAGCACACUCAGUGGAAAUGGCCUGUGAUAAAGAGUAGGGCGCAGUUAGAGUAUGACGCAUGGCUGUAUGCUCACUUUUAUCGCCCUCUGUGCAUCAGUCAGCUGAAGAAGUAUCUGAAAAAGGAGAAGAAACGGGUUACAGCGAGAGUUAAACCAAGACUGAGAGUGAUCAAACAAUCUAACAGUGACACAGGUGUAGUCCAGGUUACUUGCCUGGCAACUGGUUUUUACCCACGACACAUUAACCUGACCCUACUUCGGGAUGGCCAGCCAGUAAAUGAGGAGCGGGUCACGGGUGGAGAACUUCUGCCUAAUGGUGAUGGAACGUACCAGAUGAGGAAAAGUGUUGAACUGAGUGCUGAAGAGCAGAGAGAAAAACACUCCUACACAUGCACUGUAAUUCAUCUUAGCCUGGAUAACAAGCUUGACAUCAGUAUAGAACCUGGUCCUGACCCAGUUAUUGUAAUUCCUUCUGUACUAUUGCUGCUGCUGUUGUGUGCAUUUGGAGCCCUGGCCUCUUUUAAAAUAUGGAGGAAGAUGUAUAUACCUGCCAGUCAGCAGGUCAGCUACAUCUCUACCCCAGAAGCUGACGAGACGUGAGAUCCUGAAAGAUUUUUCUUUUGCUUGUUCUAAACAGGCACACCAUUAUUUAUUUACUUUUACAGAAAAAAUGUCUGUAUUUGUAUUUCUUUCCAGUAAAAUAUCUAAACAUCUGUAAAAGAAGAUUUUAUGCUUAAAAAGAUUUUCUUAGCCCACUGGCAUUUAUGUAUUUGCCAUAUGCUUUUAUCCAAAGGGACCGACAGUGCAUUCAAGAAGUGUGCAAAAAUGUAUUGCCACCAGAACUCCUCAGUAUUCAAGUACUGUAUACUUUUGUAUUUGUGAGACUGUUUACAUAAUUUAUAUUUGAACUAAUAAAAACAUUUAUUAUAU
Misgurnus anguillicaudatus (oriental weatherfish) is the source of this 1809-nucleotide messenger RNA. RefSeq names its product major histocompatibility complex class I-related gene protein. Gene Ontology annotation, biological process: immune response. The record is from RefSeq and is a predicted model, not a curated record. Lineage: Eukaryota; Metazoa; Chordata; Actinopteri; Cypriniformes; Cobitidae. Gene Ontology annotation, cellular component: external side of plasma membrane.